Messenger RNA from Humulus lupulus (European hop), 1259 nucleotides. RefSeq lists its product as uncharacterized. Gene Ontology annotation, cellular component: endoplasmic reticulum. Lineage: Eukaryota; Viridiplantae; Streptophyta; Magnoliopsida; Rosales; Cannabaceae. The record is from RefSeq and is a predicted model, not a curated record. The transcript has 3 exons. Bases 127 to 1203 code for a protein of 358 amino acids.
CGUCCUAAAUAUGACCGUUGUAUUCAAAUUUCAAAACUUCAUUAUUCACGUACUAAUAUAAAACUACACACACUAAAAUCUCUCAACGGCUUACACACACUGAAAACUGAGUCUCAACGAGCAACUAUGAAAAACGUCGCCGUUUUAUCCUCAGCAACUUCGGCCAAAUCGACCACCACUACCGCCUCCAUCGAAGAAGAAUACCGAGACAGCUCCUGCUACUACUACCCGGGUUGCCGAAAAGAUGCGAAUUGCAGCUGCGAAAUGUGCUUGGCAAGUAUCAAUGCCACUCUUGACCUCGUUCCCAUGAGCUCUCUCUCCAAGCUCUCCACCGCUUCUAGGCCAAAUCCCAAGGUUGCAGUCACUCCCAUCUCUUUUAGCGCUUCCAGUUUGUCCACGCCGAGAUCGGACACCCCUCGGACUCCGGUGUCCCCACGUCUCAGAUCAUCUGCCAGGACUAAUCUAAAAGAGAAGAAGUUGAGAAGAAAAGAGAGACAAUGGGGCUGCGGUAGCGAUUUCUUGAGAUUGUUUGGGGUGUUUAGCUUGAUUUUCAUGGCUGAAUUUGGGUUUUUUGGGAUAGUUUCUGAGGUUUCAAAACCUGUGUUUACUCCGGAUAUGGUGAGGAAUCUUGGAGAAAAAUCUUCGGCUGUGAAAGAUUUGAAAGGGAAACUGAGGUUCUUGCAGAAAUCGUUGCAGGGUGUUGUUGACCUUGAUAAGGUUUCUAAUUGCAGCUACGCUAAUUCCAGAUGGGAAAUCAGCCAGGAUGCUUUGCUGCUAAGCUCGCACUGCAAAUUGUACAAAUCGUCCAGAGAGGAGAUAAGAAUAUGGGGAUGGCCUCUGCAGACAGCAGGAUUACUCACAACUGGAUUCUCUACUCGAUCGUUCACCAUUGUAUCUGGCAGAGUCACAGAGUGGUCAGAUGGAAAGGUUGGCUAUGUCAUUCGAAAGGCGAAUUCCUCAUGGGCUCACCAGAAAUGGAGAUCCUCUGCAAUUCAAUUCGAUCCAAAUACAUGGAUUCUGGAAUAUCGGCGCAGCUCAAUACUUGAAAAUCCAAGACUGGUUUCAGCAGCGCUAUCAAUCUUGAAAUACAGGGUGUCAAGAAUAGUUGGCCAGAUGAAGCAUGAUUUAUGGCUCUUCUCUGCUUUUGAGAGUUACCAACACCAUAAUUUCGCUGCCGAAAGGGCUGUACAAGUCCCAACCUGAUGGAUAACGUCCAAUUUUCUCAUUUCUUGUGAGAAUCUGAAUUUGUAUUUUCCUCC